Messenger RNA from [Candida] anglica, 1326 nucleotides. Lineage: Eukaryota; Fungi; Ascomycota; Pichiomycetes; Serinales; Debaryomycetaceae. The record is from the annotation of a GenBank genome assembly.
AGCUCUAUAAUGACUGCUGAUAACAAGACUGAGAAGCUUCAAGGAAGAGCAUUGUUCGAGGCUAUUGGUAAGCCAAAGACAAUUGUAGCACCUAUGGUGGACCAAUCGGAGUUGGCAUGGAGAAUAUUGUCUCGUAGAUACGGUGCAGAGUUGUGCUACACACCCAUGUUCCAUGCUCGUUUAUUUGCCAACGAACCAAAAUAUAGAGAUAGCAUGUGGUCUGAACUCGAUGGGGACAAGGAGAAAGAUAGACCACUUAUUGUGCAAUUCUGUGCCAAUGAUGCAGACUACUUGUUGAAAGCUGCUCGCUUUGUAGAAGACAAAUGUGACGCUGUAGACUUGAAUCUUGGGUGUCCACAAGGAAUUGCCAAGAAGGGGAACUAUGGAGCCUUCUUAAUGGAUGAUUGGGAAUUGGUUCACAAAUUGAUUAGAAACUUACACGAUAACUUGAAGUGUCCUGUCACUGCAAAGAUCCGUGUUUAUGACGAUUGGGAGAAGAGUUUAGAAUAUGCAAAGCUUGUUUUGGAUGCUGGAGCUCAAUUUAUCACCAUCCACGGCCGUACUCGUGAUAUGAAAGGUCAAGCCACUGGUUUAGCUAACUGGGACCUUUUACGUUACUUGAGAGACAACUUACCUGAAGACCAAGUAUUUUUCGCCAACGGUAAUAUCUUGUAUCCCUCUGAUCUUCAAAGAUGUACCGAUGCCGUGAAAUGUGAUGCUGUCAUGUCUGCUGAGGGUAACUUGUACAAUCCAGCGGUAUUCUGGACCAAGACUGAUGACAUUGAUAUGCAGUUCCGCCGGGUAGACAAAAUGCUUCGUGAAUACUUUGAGAUUGUGAAGGAGGUUCCUGGGGAAGCAUCUAGACAUGCUAUGAAGAGUCAUUUUUUCAAGUUACUCCAUGCCUUCUUGAACGUGCAUACUGAACUUAGACCUGUUAUUGGAAAAACAAGUGUUCAUUCUUCCUUUGAUGAAUGGGAAAAAAUUGUUGUCCGUGUGGAAGAAAUUGUCGAGGAAAUCUACCAAAAGGAUAACAUUUCUGAAAUAGAUGUUGUUACCACAGGAGAAGUUCAAAGUUGGGGUGGAAGCUACAAGACUGUUCCAUUCUGGAGAUGUCAACCAUACUUCAGAACUGUAAAUGGAGAAAAGCAAAACACUAGAGUUUUACACGUUGCAGCCACUGAAAAGGUAGAAAAGACUUCUAAGAAAGAAGUGAAACAGGAUGCCAAGGUACAAACUGAAGAAUCCUCUACAAAGAGAAAACCAUCUGAAGAAUUAGAAGGUGAGCGCAAAAAGGUUGAUAUUGAGAAGGAAAAUGUGACCAUAUAA